AUGCGCGACGUCCUUUCCACUGAGGAGCUCACCAUCCCUGAGGGCGUUACCGUCGCUAUCAAGUCGCGCCUGAUCAACGUCGAGGGUCCUCGUGGCAAGCUCGUCAAAAACGUCCGUCAUGUUAACAUGGACAUCCAGCUCGUCAAGAGCAGCAAAGAGAACCAAGUCACGCUUGCAGUAUGGCAAGGUGGACGCAAGCACGUUGCGUGCUUGAGGACGAUCAAGAGCUUGAUCGAGAACAUGAUCACUGGUGUCACCAAGGGUUUCCGCUACAAGAUGCGUGCGGUCUAUGCCCAUUUCCCUAUCAACUGCAUCAUCCAGGACGGUGGAAAGAAGGUCGAGAUCAGGAACUUCUUGGGCGAGAAGCUUGUCAGGCAUGUCGCUAUGCUUGACGGUGUUACUAUCAGCGAGUCCAAGGCGCAAAAGGACGAACUUAUCCUUGAGGGCAACGACGUCCAGAACGUCUCCCAAUCUGCUGCGUCGAUCCAGGGGACCUGCCGAGUACGCAACAAGGAUAUCCGAAAAUUCUUGGAUGGUGUCUACGUCUCCCACAGGGGAACCUUGGACGAGGAGUAA
Messenger RNA from Rhizoctonia solani, 576 nucleotides. Its product is annotated as ribosomal protein L6. Bases 1 to 576 code for a protein of 191 amino acids. The record is from RefSeq and is a predicted model, not a curated record. Lineage: Eukaryota; Fungi; Basidiomycota; Agaricomycetes; Cantharellales; Ceratobasidiaceae. Gene Ontology annotation, biological process: cytoplasmic translation. The transcript is spliced from 5 exons. Gene Ontology annotation, molecular function: structural constituent of ribosome; rRNA binding. Gene Ontology annotation, cellular component: cytosolic large ribosomal subunit; ribosome.